Rodentolepis nana is the source of this 2292-nucleotide messenger RNA. The record is from the annotation of a GenBank genome assembly. NCBI's taxonomy places the organism in Eukaryota, Metazoa, Platyhelminthes, Cestoda, Cyclophyllidea, Hymenolepididae.
AUGGCUUCCAUGAGCGAGUAUAUUCAACAAACUGAAGCUAACGAUGGUAUCCGUUUCUCGUGGAAUACUUGGCCUGCCUCUCGUGUCGACGCAGGGCAACUUAUCGUUCCGGUCUCUUGCCUGUAUACACCUAUGAAAGAACGGGAAAAUCUUCCACCAAUUACGUAUGAUCCUGUUGUCUGCACUAGGUGCCGUUGUAUACUUAACCCAUUCUGUCAGAUUGAUCUUCGUUCCAAAUCCUGGAGUUGUUGCUUGUGUUCUUCAAGAAAUACUUUUCCCCCUCAAUAUGACGGCAUGUCUGAACAAAAUCUUCCUGCUGAGCUUAUGCCUCAGUUUACUACCAUUGAGUACACAAUUGCGAAAGCUCCUGCGCCACCACCCGUCUUUCUUGUCGUUAUGGAUACGUGCUUGGAAGAAAAUGCCAUUUUGCAGCUUAUCACUAAACUACCACCCAAUUGCAUGAUUGGUCUGAUUACUUUCGGUCGCAUGGUUCAUAUUCAUGAACUAAACAGUGGUUCUAUUGCCAAAUCUUGGGUAUUCAAGGGCACUAAGGAUUAUAUUGGCGAACAACUUCAAGUAUGUCUUCUAAUCCUAUUUUUUCAGUUUUAUUGUUUCAUAUCCAUGUUAGGUCUUGGUCGCAAUGGGACUGCCGUAAGAAAUCCUGGGCCUCCCAUAAAUCACGUUGCUCCAGGAAGUCUUCCACAAAAUCGCUUCCUUCAACCCAUAGAAAGUUGCUCUGCCUCUCUGAUUGAAUUAUUGUCUGAAUUGACACCUGAUCCGUGGCCUGUGCCUCAAGGUCAUCGUACUCUGCGUUCUUGCGGUGCCGCGGUUUCCAUAGCAGUCGGGCUCUUGGAAGCUGCAUUCCCCAACACUGGUGCUCGUAUUCUCACUUUCUUAGGUGGUCCAGGAACUCAAGGACCAGGUACAAUCAUUGAUGAUGACCUCAAAAAUAUCAUUCGUUCUCAUCAUGAUGUUGAAAAGGAUAAUUGUCCUCAUAUGAGAAAGGCCAUCAAGCACUAUGAGGGCCUAGCUAACAGAGCAGCACAAAACGGCCAUGUUGUGGAUAUCUUCAGCUGUCAUUUGGAUCAAACUGGUCUGCAUGAAAUGCGCUAUCUGGUUAAUUACACUGGUGGCAAUAUGACUAUGUGUGACUCUUUCGCCUCAAAUCUCUUCAUUCAGAGUUUCCAAAUUUUCCUUUCUAAGGAUGUUGCUGGCCAUUUGAAAAUGGGCUUUGCUGGUCAGCUAGAAGUUAAGGUGAGUCUUAAAGUGUCAGGCUGCAUUGGAAGUUGUUUCUCCGCCAAUGUAAAGACGCCCAGUACAAGUGAAAACGAAGUGGGUAUCGGCCACACCUCUGUAUGGCGUUUAAAUGGCCUAACUCCCUCAUCCACGUUGGGCAUCUUCUUUGAAAUGACCCAACCUCAUGGUCAAGCCAAUGCAAGUAGUGGAACUGGUCGAGCCUAUGUCCAACUGGUGACCCAGUACCAGCACGCUUCCGGACAAAGGCGUAUUCGUGUUACUACGGCUUGUCGUCAGUGUAUUGAUGCUGCCACUCAACAUCCCUACCUUGUUGCCGGUUUCGACCAGGAGGCCGCUGCUGUCCUCAUUGCUCGUAUGGCAAUGUUCAAGGCGGAAACUGCCGAUGGGCGAGAUGCACUGAGAUGGUUGGAUCGUCAAUUGAUCAAAUUGUGUCGUAAAUUCGGUGAAUAUCACAAAGAUGAUGCUGCCUCUUUCCGUCUUCCCGACGAAUUCUCUUUCUUCCCCCAAUUCAUGUUCCAUUUGCGACGAUCAUCUUUCAUACAGGUGUUUAAUAAUAGUCCUGAUGAGACUGCCUACUAUCGGCAUGUACUGAAUACCGAGGACUGCUCAAAUGCUCUAUUGAUGAUUCAGCCUUCACUGAUUGCUUUCAAAAUGGAUGGUACUGAUGAACCAGUCCUGUUGGAUUCAACUAGUAUCCAACCUGAUACCGUGCUUCUAAUGGAUUCGUUCUUCCAUAUUCUCAUCUAUGUUGGAGAGAAUAUUGCCAAAUGGCGUAAGGCUGGCUACCUUGAAAUGCCAGAAUAUUCCUAUCUCAAGACAGUGAUUGAGAAACCCCGGACAGAAGCCCUGGAUAUUCUGCGUACCCGUUUUCCUACUCCCCGUUAUAUCGACACGGAACAUGGAGCCAGUCAGGCUAGAUUCCUCCUCUCAAAGGUCAAUCCCUCACAGACGCAUAACAAUAUGUUCGCCUAUGGACAGGUACGUUAUUUCUUGCUUGGGCAUACUAUAACCUUGUUUGUCAAAUACAUGAGAUAA